Fimicolochytrium jonesii is the source of this 1141-nucleotide messenger RNA. RefSeq lists its product as uncharacterized. The transcript has 2 exons. Bases 189 to 992 code for a protein of 267 amino acids. Gene Ontology annotation, molecular function: protein binding. Lineage: Eukaryota; Fungi; Chytridiomycota; Chytridiomycetes; Spizellomycetales; Powellomycetaceae. The record is from RefSeq and is a predicted model, not a curated record.
CUCCGCGCAGUGAGCCCUCGGCUCUCUCUCGCUCAAAGAACCAGCUUUGCCAAGGUUAACUUUAUGGUGGACCGUGCCCACGCUGGUGCCCACGCCCAGGCCUCAAAGCGCCUGUUUACUUGUACACAUCGCUGUACCUCGUAACGUAGGUGCUCUGAUCUUCACCAGCCCCUUGUCAAAACGACGACAUGGCAUCCGCAAUCGAAAGCCCGGAGAGCAUCAUGGUCCCCAACCUCCCUUUCGAAGUCAUCGGCGAGAUCGCAAAGCACUCAAGUCCCGGGAACCUGAACAAGCUCGUCAGGGUGUGCCGCCAAUGGCAUGACUCCCUUAUCAGGAACCUGUACACAUCUGUAACCAUCAGUAAGGAACCAAAGUUGCGAGUGUUCUAUGACACGCUUUCUGAACAUCGCAAUCGCCGCGCCUGGAUCUCCAAACUGGAAAUACCAAUUGUCGAUUUUGAAGUCCCCGGGGACGAGAAAUAUUCGAAUGUCUUGCUUUCAGCCGUUCUCCCAUGGUGCACCUCAGUGAGAGAAUUUCACAUCAUCUACUUCGCUGCGGACUCACCGCCCGAAUGUGUGUUACGUCAUGUCACCAUCUCCCUCUUGCAUGGACAUCUGUACAUCGAUCUGAACAACAUCCCACUGUACGAAACUAUAGACCCCAACCAGUGGAUCUACAAUACUCCCCUACGACCAUUGAUCAAAAAACUCAUAAACUGCGCCGCUCCACAACUUUUGUCCGCAGAGUUUCAACGCGGAAAUAUGUGUAGGAGUGCGUUUCCGCCUUCCUUCCCCAAACUGGUCACCCUCACAAUAGGCGACGGACCACUUUGGUCUGGGAUACAUAGUAUGAACUGGGAGACGAACUAUCUCCGGCGACUGUUUCCAAGUCUGGUCGAAGCUCGCCUUUCCCGCGCCUUGAUCCUCUUUCAAAAGGUCCACUUUCCGGACACGGUGAAGGUCAGUGAGAUCAAACACAAACGUCCGGAGUGAACACUGAUGGCAUGUUGAGCACGAGCUUUGUUGCUAAACAAAUUCCCUGGGAACUUGCUAACGAGAACAAAUGUUCGACAUAUGGGAUGUAAUAUUUCGCAUUCGGACGGCAAAUACCCUCUGUCAGGCAAUGUGCUGGUGUAGGAUAG